This is a messenger RNA of Sugiyamaella lignohabitans, 1161 nucleotides long. RefSeq lists its product as uncharacterized. Gene Ontology annotation, cellular component: 90S preribosome; small-subunit processome; nucleolus. The transcript has a single exon. The record is from RefSeq and is a predicted model, not a curated record. NCBI's taxonomy places the organism in Eukaryota, Fungi, Ascomycota, Dipodascomycetes, Dipodascales, Trichomonascaceae. Bases 1 to 1161 code for a protein of 386 amino acids.
AUGUCGUUUCUACUAAGAAAAUCUACUGGAUCAUCCCUUGACCUGAUUAUUGACCAUAUCCUGGACGAUGUUAUUAGCCACCCCAAAGCUGACUUUGUUACUUCAGUAGCCAACCUAUUUUCCGAUUCGAUUAAGAGUUCUGGGAAUAACCUGCAUUCACGAACAUCUGAGAUUCUAUCAGCAUUACUACGAUCAUGUAAGAAACAUGUCAACCAAAGUCUGGUAGUAGUAGAUGUAUCCAGUGCUGUGUUGGUAGCAUUACUACAUCACGUCCGCCAAGAAACCGCUCAUAUACUGUAUACAGAGAGUAUGACUUUCGUGGAUUCUAUGUUAGGUGAGAAAGAACUCAGCGAUAACCAGAUUAUAUUGGCCCAAACUGUUAUUAGAGACCUCUCUGGUCUUCGUAAAGGUUCGAGAGUGUCUGACUGGACGCCAUUAUUUGGCAAAUUUCUUAGCAUUCUUGGCCGUAUAACUGAAGCUUCUUCGCAACAGGUCCUUAUUUCAACUCUCACAGCAUCUGUGUCAUUGUUACAAUCUGCAAAUUUUGAAUCUACCACGAAAUACUGUUCGCCACUGGUACAGGAACUGUACAGGUUAUUGGGCCAAGAAUAUUUCUUAUCGUUCUGUGAAUCCAUGGUGGAAUACAAUCCCACUGUCUUCUCGAACCAUUUGAUAGUAUAUGUUCAACGGUUUAUAAAGGAAUACCGAUCAGAUGUUUCAAGUGUGCACCUACUUCUAACGAAGUUGGAGUCAGCGGGUUUAGUCAAUCGUACUUCACAGCCUGUUCCCGGAAAACUUUUCACUGCCCCUGAUUCAGCAUUUUCAAAAUCAUUGGAACAGAAAGUACAGUUCCCCAAGCUGGACUCUGUUAAUGGGUUAUAUGAUCUCUUUAUAGCCCUGGAUAUCUUUGCUAUCGCGGUAAUCCCAACUGACAAGUUAAGUAAAAGCUUACCGAAGCUUUUGGAAAGAAUCAUCUUAGAAGUAAACGAAUCCAAUAUAGCAUGGAAAAAGGCUCUCGUUGGAAAGACUCUUAGCCUAGUGAACGAACCAUCGGUGGCUGCGGAAAUGAUCGAUACAAUUAAAGAAAGCUUCUCAGAGCUAUCUGACUCGAAAAUAUUCUUGGAAGGAUUUUUAAACUUAUGGAGAGCCAAUAAGGGGUGA